GAGCGUACAGGAGUUAGGGGGUGUGGAAAGGUAGAGAUUGUAGGAUGUUGUAUGGUGACUGUGUGCCUAUUAAGCACCAGAUUAUGAAGAGUUAAAGUGAGGUUACGUUUCACAUGGCUUGACAUUAUAAACAGUCCUGUUGAUGGAACUUCAUCAGGCAUAGCAGCAAGUCCAGAUAUGCAGAACUGGAAGCAUUCAAAUAAUUUCUGGCAAUUAACAUUGCAGAAGUGCUAAGAGUUCAGUUUUGUUAAGUUGAACAGUGACCUUACUAGUGAAUUAUGUUGGAAAAUGAACCUAAUACUGUUUACCUAACUACUAUGUCAACUACUGAAAGUAUGGAUAGUCACCAGGCAGAUAACUGUCAGAACUACAUCACAGUAAUACCAGUGGAAUAUCCCAGGAGCAGGGUUUAUCCACAACCACCAGAGUACUUGGUGGAUCAAUACAGUGAUUACCUGCGUGAUCGUACUCGUGAGGAAUAUAUGCGUGGGGACUACAACAUCAACUCAGAGCCUCAAUUUGAUGAGGUUGGUCCCUUGUACACAGUGUCUCAACGGUUUGAGAGGGACAAGCCCCACCUUGGAACUACUGCUGUGGGGUACGGAACAAUAGGGCAUGAUACAGACAGAGACUGGGAUAGAUCACUACACUCUCACACUUCCGGCUCAUCAGACGCUACACAACAAUCCAAAGAUGGCAGUUCAGCUGAGUUACAAUCUGAUGAUCAACAGCCAGCUCAGCUAAUUGCAUCCAAACCACUGAAGAUGUGUGUGUACCUUAUGUCACGAGUAGUGCUGCAUAUGGAUUUGGAGGAUGGAGUGAACAUCACAGUGCAAGAGCUAGUACAGUCUAUUCUGCAGGAAGAGGAAGUGGGUCUGCCAAGGGUUGCAGCUAACAUCUUUACACUCUGGAUGUGCUCUAGCCUAUUGGAAGUUCAGCUUAAGCCCCAUCAUAAACCAUAUGAAAUUUGUCACAAAUGGCGAACAUUAGUUUCUCAGUACAGUGCAGCAUCAGAGUCUUCCAUAGAAAGGGAUGAACCAGUUCUCUCUUUCCAACGGAAUGUCUUUUUCUCAAGGAGGGAUGAGGAAAAGAUUAAGGACCAAAAACUGUUGGACUUGCUUUAUGAAGAAGCAAGGUAUAAUAUUUUGGAAGGCCGAUACCCAUGUGAAGUGCCCCAUUAUAUCAUGCUGGGAGCUAUUCAGGCUCGUAUUGAAUUGGGUCCAUACAAUCCCCAGGUUCACACUAUACAGUAUUUUAGGGAACAUCAGUGUAAAUUUCUUCCAGCGCAUGUGACUCGUAGUACUUGGUCAUGGCUUCGGAUCAGUGGGAAGAAUUCCCCUGAAGUACGACUCCUGGAACAGUUUAAAGGAAUAUCCACCAACACACCAGUCAGAAAACUAGUCCGCAAAUAUCUUGAAUUUUGCUGGUCCCUUCCUUACUAUGGAGGAGCAUUCUUCCAAGGACAAGUGGAACAACCAGUGCGUGGCCUCACUUCCCUGAUCACACAUCAGGACAUACCUGUUUUGGUAGCAAUCAAUGCCCAAGGAGUAUAUAUUAUUGAUGACAUUCAGUGUACACUGUUAUUGGGGCUGAAAUAUGAAGAAUUAUCAUGGGAUUUUGCAAAACCAUCUCAAGAAGAUAAUCCUGAUUGCUUGCCAUGCCUCUUUCUGCAGUUUAUGGUACUGGAGAAUGGUACAAGAGUUUCAAAAAUUCUUCAGGUGUUUUCUAAGCAGGCUGUGAUGAUGGAUACACUGAUAUCUGGAUUUGUGGAAGAAAUUAAACAGAAAACAACAGCUGCCUAUACUGAUGAACCAGACCGACCAGCAUAUGACACAUCUACAGAUAGCGAUGCAGAUACACAAGUACCACUGACAAUGGUGAAUCGCCGAGAACUGCCGCAGUCUUGUCUAAGUAAUAAAUUGAGUAAACUCACACUUGCUACAUUUGAUGAGGAUGAUAAUUUGUUAGCACGCUGUGUGUCUGACCACUAGUGCAUGAGAAAGUAGCUCACUCUACACUCUCUAGACAUAUUUGCACAUUAUAAUUGGAAGCAUGGAGUUGUAUUUUAUAUACAUAUGUAUAAUUACAGCUAAACAGGGCGUUGCAUUGGUCAAAUGGGAUCUUGGGCCUUCAGUUACUGAGUACAUAGUGGAUAUGUGUAAGGAUAUUCUAGACAAUGUACGCUGCUGACAACAUGUAGUAUGAUCUCAGGUGGUGUUCACAGGAGCCAGUAUGUACAUCAUAAUGCCAUAAAUUGUUCUCACUCUCCUAGAAGUAACUAUUUUAAUUUAAUGGAAGACUGGCAGUCCCAUCUUAUUGUGUUACAGUAUUCAUUCUGACUUUCAUUAAUAUUUUAUUACUUGUACUUUCCUGUAGUGACAUUUUAACUCAUAAAAUGCCUGAUUGUGUUUAAGGUCACUCUACAAAAUUAAGACAGAAUAUAUAGACCACCCAGUUGCACUGUGUUGUAUAUACAUGAUCUGCCAGCAAAUGUCUUGGAACUAUGUUAUAGUAACAAAUAACUAGUAGAUCCUACCAGAUAAUAGAAGUGGAAUAGAAUUGCACAUUGUGUUUGUAGUAAUGAAGUGGUCACAUAUGGUUGCUGGGUUGGUUUCAUCUUCAUCCAUGUGGGAUGUGUUGGGAGAAAUGUACUGCUACAGGUGGCCUAUAUGUUCCCCCAUUUCAUCUGCAGCAUACCAUUUUGUACACGAGUAUUAUUCUGUUGUUGUCAUGCAUAUCAUUGACAAAAUAACUGUAGUAUGUAGUGUAGUAUUGUGAAUUUAGUGCUAAUCAUUAUCUUGAGGAAAGAUUAUUAGAAAUAUAUCUGUUUACUCAAAAAGAAAGAUGAUUUUGAAUUUAAGGUAACAUUACUAAGAAGUACAUAAAGAAUAUUGUGAUCUAUCAUGUUUAACAUGGCAGCAGUUUUACGACAGCCCUUUUUAGCAGCUCUUUAUGCAAAAAGUAUAUUAAAAAUUCAUUAUGGAUCUGUCUAUAUGAUGCUUCUUCAGAUUUCUUAAACCAGUUUGGAUUUUUGUGAUACUCUGUGUGAAACACUCUGCCUGAAAGUUUGAAUUAGUUUUUAAGCAAAUCUUGUUAAGUACAGCAUACUGAAGAAUGUUUCAGACCAAGAAUCAUAUUGAGAUGUGUUUACCAGUAUUUACUCUUUCUCUGCCCCCAAUUGAUCCCCAUUUUAUGAGGUAAUAAUUAAACAUUUUGGCAGAACACCAAGUUGACUGUGUAAGCAUGCAACUUAACUUCCCCUUCUUUUCUAUUAGUACAGAAUUAGUACUGUAAUUAUAAUCUAAUUUUAUUGAAAUAAUAAUCAUUUAUACAGUCAUUUUAAUUUAAAUCUUUUGUCACAUACUUAACUAAUGUUCGUUGGAAAUUUCAUAUCUCUAGAUUUAAUGGUGAGUUUUCUAGGUAACAUGGCCAUGAAGUGAACUUGCAAGUUAUGGGACAACCUGCUCAUUUUUUUAUUUUAUUAUUAUGAAUCGACUUGGUACUGCAGCCACUACUGGCCUGUUGUACCAACUGCAGAUGA
Cryptotermes secundus is the source of this 3541-nucleotide messenger RNA. RefSeq names its product FERM domain-containing protein 8 (gene Bili). Gene Ontology annotation, biological process: negative regulation of canonical Wnt signaling pathway. Bases 279 to 1991 code for a protein of 570 amino acids. NCBI's taxonomy places the organism in Eukaryota, Metazoa, Arthropoda, Insecta, Blattodea, Kalotermitidae. The record is from RefSeq and is a predicted model, not a curated record. Gene Ontology annotation, cellular component: cytoskeleton; plasma membrane. The transcript is spliced from 14 exons.